Messenger RNA from Centruroides sculpturatus (bark scorpion), 1272 nucleotides. RefSeq names its product DNA repair protein RAD51 homolog 1-like. Gene Ontology annotation, cellular component: condensed nuclear chromosome. Gene Ontology annotation, biological process: chromosome organization involved in meiotic cell cycle; DNA strand invasion; reciprocal meiotic recombination. The record is from RefSeq and is a predicted model, not a curated record. The transcript has 7 exons. Gene Ontology annotation, molecular function: ATP binding; DNA strand exchange activity; single-stranded DNA binding. NCBI's taxonomy places the organism in Eukaryota, Metazoa, Arthropoda, Arachnida, Scorpiones, Buthidae.
GUUUUUCUUAAUAUAUCUUCUAUUAGUUCCCAGGUUAUUCAGAGGGAAAUGGUAUUAAUGCCUCGGAUAUUAAGAAAUUAGAAACAGCUGGCUUUCAUACUGUAGAAGCAGUUGCAUUUGCACCAAAAAAGCAACUGAUCAGCAUAAAGAGAAUCAGCGAAGUAAAGGCGGAUAAAAUAUUGAUGGAGGCCAUGAAAAUGGUUCCGAUGGGAUUUACGACAGCCACAGAAUUGGAACAGAAAAGAUCAGAAAUUAUUCAAAUCACUACAGGAUCUAAAGAAUUAGAUAAGUUAUUAGGAGGUGGCAUCGAAGAUGGUUUCAUAACAGAAAUAUUUGGUGAAUUUUGGACAGGAAAAACUCAAUUGUGUCACACACUUGUGGUUACUUGUCAGUUGCCCAUAGACCAUAGUGGUGGGGAAGGAAAAUGUCUGUACAUAGACAUGGGAGGAACUUUUUGACCGGAGCGUUUGCUAGCCAUGGCCAACAGGUAUGGAUUAUCUGGUGGGGACAUUUUGGACAACGUUGCCUACGUGCGUGCCUACAACAGUGAUCAUCAGAGUCAGUUACUUCUACAGGCUUCUGCUAUGAUGGUGGAAUCUAGAUACGCACUACUAAUAGUCGACAGUGCGACCGCUCUGUACAGAACGGACUAUUCCGGAAGAGGAGAACUGUCGGCACGACAGAUGCACCUGGCAAGAUUUAUGCGGAUGUUGCUUCACUUGGCCGACGUGGUGAGUCAAUAACCAAAAAUAAUUUAUUUUCGUAAACUUCUUUUUAUUAAAUUCUUUCUGAUCAUGCAGAGGUUCGAGGUACAAAAUGCUUACCAAUCUUUGAACAUGAAUAUAUUUGAGUUAAAUACUGCUACAUAAAAAUACAACCCCACUCACAAUGAACUUUGUUCAUCAGUUAAACUUUCAAACAUUUACAUACAUAUUAAACAGGGUACUGUAAAUAAAUAAAUUCAUUCCAGACUAAAUAAACUAUCUGUUUCCUUUCCCUCUGCUCUGAAAGUGACGUUGACACAUUAAAUAAGCUAAUCGGUGAUGCAAUGCAUCACCGAUUAGCUUAUUUAAUGUGUCUUUCAGGUAGUAUUAGUUAAUUAAAAGAGCAAGUUUCUGAGCAGGUUGGUUGAUGAUCUACCCAAAGGAAAAAAGUUUUUCUCAAACUGUGAUUAGACAGGCACUCAUGGACGAUAGCAGACAUCCUUAGCUGACUUGGUUUGAUAAGUCUUUGCAUUCAGUUGUAUCUUCACUGUCACCCUUUGUGUUCAAC